Molecule: messenger RNA, 1298 nt
Organism: Melampsora larici-populina 98AG31
Lineage: Eukaryota; Fungi; Basidiomycota; Pucciniomycetes; Pucciniales; Melampsoraceae
Exons: 9
Coding region: 1-1074 (357 amino acids)
Cellular component (GO): cytoplasm
Molecular function (GO): cysteine synthase activity
Source: RefSeq, a predicted model, not a curated record
AUGAGAUCUUUUGCAGGCCAAACUCCUUUGAUCAGGAUUAAUUCUCUCAGUAAGAUCACGGGGUGUGAGAUCUUGGGUAAAUGCGAGUUCUUGAACCCAGGUGGUUCGGUUAAAGAUCGGAUAGCUCUAAGAAUCAUUCAAGAAGCAGAAAGAAAAGGGGAAAUUUUCCCAAAUUCGAAACCUAAAUGGAAACUCUUUGAAGGUACAAGUGGUAGUACUGGAAUCUCAAUUUCACUGGUAGCUAGAGCUUUAGGUUACGAAGCAGAAAUCGUUUUACCUGAUGAUACAGCACGAGAAAAGUCAGAAUUAAUAGAAAAAAUGGGAGCUAAAGUGAUCAAAGUUAGACCCGUUAGUAUUGUUAACUCAUCACAUUAUGUUAAUAUAGCCAAACAACGUGCAUUAGAUUAUAAACCGAUUUGGAAUGGAGUAGGAGUAGAAAGAGGAUUUUUUGUGAACCAAUUUGAUAAUUUGAUUAAUUCUCAAACACAUUAUGAGAGUACAGGUUUAGAAAUUUGGGAACAAACUGAAGGUCAACUUGAUUAUUUUGUAUCAGGUUCAGGUACAGGUGGUACAUUAACAGGUAUAGGUAAACGAUUAAAAGAAAAUGAUUCAAAGAUUAAAUUGAUCUUGGCUGAUCCACCUGGUUCAGGUUUAUUUCAUAAAGUUUGGUAUGGGGUUAUGUAUUGUGAUACUGAAGCUGAAGGAAAACGUAGAAGACAUCAAAUGGAUACAAUUGUUGAAGGGAUCGGACUGAAUCGGUCAACUAAAAACUUUGAAGAAGGACUAGAUUUAAUAGAUGAUGCAAUCAGGGUAACAGAUCAAGAAGCCAUUAAGAUGUCUAGAUAUUUGGUUAAUCAAGAAGGACUCUUUCUAGGUUCUUCUUCAGCUGUGAAUCUAGUAGGUUGUGUAAAACUCAUUAAAUCUUUAGAAUUUGAAACCCCUUUGAGGAUCGUUUGUAUUCUGUGUGAUUCGGGUCAAAGACAUUUAUCAAAGUUUUGGAAUGAUGAAUAUUUAUUGGGGUUAGAAUUCGAUUUAGAUGUUGAUGAAGAUUUUGAUCCAAUGGAAUACUUUUGAUUUUUUUUUACUUUUUUGGGUUCUUUGUUUGGAUUUAUAUUAACUAAAAUUAGCAUUGUUGGAUGUGAUAGAUGGUUAUUUUUUUGGAUUUGUUUAUAGAUAUAUAUAGUUUGGUAUUUGUUCAUAGUUCAACUUCAAUCAAAGUCUUUGUUUAUUAGAAUGCAUUCAUAACAAUCCACUCCAAGCCAAUUAAUAGUAAUAUUUUAUCAAGCUUAUGAAUCAUG